This is a messenger RNA of Phytomonas sp. EM1, 2694 nucleotides long. The record is from the annotation of a GenBank genome assembly. NCBI's taxonomy places the organism in Eukaryota, Euglenozoa, Kinetoplastea, Trypanosomatida, Trypanosomatidae.
AUGAAUAGUGGAUCAGCAGCUCGUGCUUACAAUAGGUCCGUUAGUCGUGAUCUUCAAUCCAGCUCCAAACUCCUCGUUGUCGUCAUUGGAGAGCCGUUUGUAUCGACCCCCUCCAACCCCCUGGGCUAUCCUUUGAGUCCUAUCACCCCUAGUCAGUCUCUUCCGUACGCAUUGCUUCCGAUUUGCAACACUCCACUUAUCGAUUACAUUCUGGAGAACUUUGUUGGGAAUGGAGUGACCGAAGUAACCAUUUUACUUAACCCGGGAUCGGUUAGCAAAGUGCAGGCUCAUCUUUCUGGUACCCGGACCGUUCGUGGUAAACCCUGGACAUGCAGUGAUGCAAUGAAGGUGAACGUACUAGAGUGUAUGCGCGACAUGCAUAAGCUCUCGGACGCUGUUAACGAGAUUCGUCACCGAAAUGUUGUACCACAGUCUGGGUCGUUCUUAAUUGUACCGAUUGACUGCAUAAGUGUUUUUCAUAAUAACUUGCAGGAUUACUUUCAAAAACAUCUUGAGCGCGCUAGAACGAUCGACAAGUACGCUGCCACUCUUCUUUGCACGACCGCGAGGCAGAAUCUCGACUCUACGUUGUAUAAUGUCUUAGUUCAAGGUUUAGAGAGACACAAGGAGGCUAAGCUGCGGGAGGAAACAGGUUCGCCCACCUCUAUGAGAGGCUCUGUCGACAUGGAGAUCGACUACAUCAAGGGUUGCGAUCGAUUGAGGUACCGUAGGAUACCUGCCCACCCCAAAGGACACCAUACGAUGUUUGUUUUGGACAACUCCACUGGUGUCGUUCAGUACAUGUCUAGGCUAGAUACGAACACUGAGGAAGCACCAGAACCACCGUUAAUAACAUUUUCUCGAAAAAAACAGAUCUCGAUUCGGAUGGACUUAGUGCCAACAGGGCUCCUCUUUUGCUGUUGCGAGGCCCUCGCGCUUAUUGAUUUCCACAUCCGUGACAUCCACAGCUUCCUGACCAUGUCCUUGCUGGGACAUACCGAAAUUUACGGGAACGUGUUUGGUGUGCUCGAGGUGCCAGCCUGUCACGCCACUAUCGAGCCUGUGAAUAGCCUAGACACGUACAUCGAGGCUAACUUGGACGUCUGUUCCCGUCGUCUCUUCCCUCUCACACGUGAUAGUCUAUUUGCAGAAGCGCAGGCAAAGUAUGCUGUACCUCCUUCCUGUGAAACGGUCUAUAUGCACACCAGCGCUAAAGCUCUCGGGCCCAUCAGCGGACCAAAUGUGGUUGUCGGUGAAGAUGUAGUGGUCCCGGCGUCGGUGCAGCUCAUAGGCACGGUAAUCGGCAAGCAUGUGGUAUUUGGCGAGGGGUCCUCGCUCACAGGUUGUGUUGUGCUUGAUGGUGCGCAAAUCGGCAAAGGCUGCAAUCUGAGAGGCUCUGUGAUUGGCUGCAGUGCCAUCAUCGGAGAUGGGGUUGAGCUCUCCGGCUGCAUCAUAGGUCACAACUGUGUUUUAGAUGGUUCUGUUGGCAGUAACGAGGGUUCCGUAGCUAAUGGCAACAACAUCAACAACGGUACAAGCUUAAGCCUAUCUUUACACGGUCAGGUAAUUGUGAACAAUGAGUUAGCAUGUUCUGGUACUCAGCUUCACGGACAGAAAGCGAUGGGGGUACCCUCACCGGGGAUGUCCUAUGAUAUUACCAACACCAGUACCUUCGGAAAUAGUUAUGACAACAAAACCGACCAUCAUUUUGUGGGUCCGCGUGGAAUAGGCAAGGUCAUAGUCAAUCCUUACAAGGACCUCAUUGUCGACACUUCCGUUCUCUUUACAGAAGAUGCCGUACCUAAGCCAUCUACAGUCGAGGAGGUCGGAUCAAUGGAUGCGGAGGACGACGAAUUCGAGCUGUUCCGAAGCAGCGUUAGAAAAAAUGUGAAUGUAGCGCUACAUAAACCGUCACACAUUGAAGCAGCCGCUUACGACAUGUCCACCAUUUGCCUUUCGGAGGGUCACAGCUACCCGGAACUGUGCGAAGUCGUAACGGAGUUCCUGAUGGAGCAUGUUUUAGACAUUCACGCCGGCCGAGGUGUGGAGGCUUCCCUCGAAGGAGCCCGCAGCCUUUUCGCGCAAUGGUGUCGGCCUUUUUACAACACGUUUCUCUCAAAGAACGGCCAGAUGAACAUGGACGCCAUGGUGACGACGCUGGAGGGCCUUUGUGUGACUAUUCGGCAUCCUGAAUGUGUCCUCCACAACUAUGCACCGCAGUUGAUCGAGAUAUUGUACAAUGGUUGCGAUCACGAGCUUUUCUCCCAGCGCGGGUAUUGCAUCGUGAGCGGCCAAGGUCUCAUCGCCUUCGACAACGCCAUGGUGCGGAGGAGGCUGAACUUACAGAAGUACGCCGGCUUUGAGGCAAAGAAGAAAACUCCCGUGAUGGUCAAUAAACUAUCCCCCUUGCUUUUGGCCAGUGAGGACUCCUCCUCCGAUGAUGACGACAGCGACUCCUCGGACGCUUGUUCGCGUGACAGCCACGAGGAGGGGAAGGUGCUCGUUGCGGCGACGUGCCACAAUUUUAUCUUGAGCGUCAAGAAUUCCUUACAACCCGCCCCAAGUACUUUGAUGAGGUCCCCAAUGUAUUCCGAGAGCCCGAAUCACAAGGAUAUAGGCCGCCCUAGUCAUAGCAAUCGUCCCAAACUUGUUUUGAUAUCUGACAGUAGUGAUGACGAAGACGAAAGCGAUUAA